Cordyceps militaris CM01 is the source of this 14283-nucleotide messenger RNA. Its product is annotated as non-ribosomal peptide synthase, putative. Lineage: Eukaryota; Fungi; Ascomycota; Sordariomycetes; Hypocreales; Cordycipitaceae. Gene Ontology annotation, cellular component: cytoplasm. Gene Ontology annotation, biological process: secondary metabolite biosynthetic process; amino acid activation for nonribosomal peptide biosynthetic process. Gene Ontology annotation, molecular function: phosphopantetheine binding; catalytic activity. The coding region runs from base 1 to 14283 and encodes 4760 amino acids. The record is from RefSeq and is a predicted model, not a curated record. The transcript is spliced from 2 exons.
AUGAAGCAUCUCGCAAGCUCAGAGAAUAUGCCAACCCCAGCACAAGAUCGCGCACCGAGUCCGAGCGCCAUGCAACAGGAAAUCGUGGACAUGUGCGCCCAAGUGCUUGGGCGCCCAAUUACACGGAUGAGAACGAGCAAGUCUUUCGUCGCCCUAGGCGGCGAUUCUUUGCUCGCAAUUAAACUCAUGGCACACUGCCGUGAGGCUGGAUAUACUAUCAGUAUCGCCAAAAUUCUUCAAACUGCCAGCAUUGAGGAGCUGUCCAGGUCUGCCGAGUGUCAGCUAAUCUCUUCAUCUGGAGAGGGCCCGGUACCCGACCCCAACAGACCGGGCGAACCUAUUGCGACGUCCUUGUCACUGCUUAACAAUGAGCUUGUAUUGGAUCAAGUCAGAAACAUUACUGCAGAGCCAUUGGAAGAUAUACAAGAUAUUUUUCCGUGCUCGCGAACCCAAGAAGUCUUCCUCAUUUCGCAACACGCCAACCCGGAAAUGUAUCAAUGUGUCGUGGUCGCCGAGAUCAAGUGUAUGAAACCCGGCCUUUCGCUUAACGAUGACCGCCUUCAGAAUGCCUGGAUAUGUGUAGCUCAACGUCACCCGGCGCUCCGGACCGUAUUCAUCGAAAGCAUUCAAAGACCAGGCCAUUUCGAUCAAGUCAUCAUGAAACAUGAAGCUGUGCCGUUGGAGUGUCAAUUGAGCAGUGCCCAAUGCGAAGAGUCUGCCGAGGGCAUGUUUUCACGCCGUGUUUCGAUCUCAAAAGAAAAAGGCACGACAGGUAGAGCAACGAUUUUGAGACGCUCAGAAAAUUCCGCGGUUUUCCGACUUGAGGUCUCUCAUGCGCUGAUGGACGGCCAGUCUUUUGGCAUCAUUUUCCACGACUUUGCCCAGGCAUAUCUUCAGAACGAGCUGCCGAGCCCGACUGCCUUCUCAUACGAUUCAUUCGUGGCCUACCAAGAGGAAAUAGACCGAGAAAGUGUGCGCGCAUACUGGUCCAGCCAUCUCGCCGGUGCGCAGCCAACCAGAUUCCCGACCAACGGCAACCGCAAGUUGGAGGACCUCAAGACGCUUCGGUUUCGCAUUGAGCUAGACGCGGCUGCGCUGCAGAAAGUCUGCCUCGAAUAUGACGCCACAUCGGCCAAUCUCUGCCAGGUAGCCUGGGCGGUCGUGCUCGGCUCUUACACAGGCUCCAAGGAUGUCUGCUUCUCCUAUGUGAACUCUGGCCGCCACGCUCCACUGAGUAGUAUCGAGAAUGCAGUGGGCGCGUUUGUAGAUGUCAUGGUCUGCCGGAUGAAGCUCCCAGAAACAGCCAAGAUAUCCCAAAUGCUGUCCAAGGCGAAGCAGGAUGUUAUUCAGGGCCUGUCUCAUCCAGGUUCCUUACUAUUUGAAGAAAAGAAGCACGGCCACGGAGUAUCUGACUUACGAGGCAAUACCAUCAUCACCUUUCAAAUGGGAGUCAGAGAUGAAGAGUCGGCCGGCUCGGAUCUUCAGAUCGUAAUGCUGGAUGAGAUUACCGCUUCCGAUUACGAUAUUUCUCUCAAUAUCCAGCCUUGUCACGGAGGCCUUGACAUCCGACUCGACUAUUGGCUCUCGCGUAUAGACCAAGAGAUCAUCGAAAGCGUUGCCGAAAGCUUUCAGACGGCACUGGCUUGUAUGUGCAGUGAUGAUAUACCACUACGCGAUGUAAAUGUCGUUUGCACACAGGAGAUUGAACAGCUGCGCCGACGCAAUUCGUACACAGCUACCGAAAUUGGAAGUCUUUUACACGACAAGGUGGACGAGCAAGCCAGACUUUGCCCUGAUGCCUUGGCCGUGCAGGGCUGGGAUGGCGAGCUGACAUAUCGAGCUCUAAACGAGGAAGCUUCCAAGCUGGCCUCGUACCUUCAACACCUGGGUGCUCAACAAGAUAUCUUGAUCUGCACGUGUUUCGAAAAGUCUAAGUGGGCGGCAAUCUCGCAGCUCGCGGUACUCAAAUCGGGGGCUGCCGUAGUCCCUCUUGGCACUAAUCAACCGAUGAAGCGCCUGGAGAUGAUGAUCACAAAUACAGGUGCAGACAUUGUUCUGACCACAAGCAACUUUGCCAGCCGAUUUGUCACACUGUUCAAACAUGUGGUUGUUAUUGACGGUGCAUCUAUGGCGAAACUCCCCCUUGCCGCUACAGUGUCUUGCUCAGCAACCCCAGACAGCCUCGCCUAUGUUAUCUUCACCUCUGGUAGCACCGGUGUUCCGAAAGGCGUGAUGCUUACCCACGACAGUGUGAGUACCAGUCUCCGUCAUUCUGUGGAACGCUUGAAUCCAGGCCCGGAUACUCGCAUGCUGCAAUUUUCCGCCUACACAUUUGAUGCAGCCAUCUACGAGUUCUUCUUCACCUGGCACAUUGGUGCCUGUGUGUGCAUCGUGUCCGAACACGACCGUAUCAACCGACUUGAGCCUGCAAUGGGCGAGCUCAACGUGAACUGGGCGCUUUUGACGCCAACAAUGGCCGAAAUGAUUUCCCCUGGGCAGGUCCCCUCGUUGAAACAUCUCAUGUUGAUUGGGGAAGCAAUCAAGCCCGGUGUCCUUCAUCGAUGGAUCGACCACGUGGAGCUCUGGAAUGGCUAUGGGCCGUCUGAAUGCUCCAUCAUCUCUAGCUGCAAGCUACUCACACGCGAGUGCAAUACUACGAAUAUAGGGUUUCCUAUCACCGGUGCGUUCUGGGUGGUUGAUGCCACAAACCCCGAUCGUCUUGCACCUACGGGCGCCAUAGGAGAGUUGCUUAUCCAAGGCUCCCAUCUCGCCCGGGGUUAUCUGAACGAUGAGCAAAAGACCUCACAGGCUUUUGUACCUCCACCAGCCUGGGUAUCCAAGUACGCCUUUUCCGGUUCAACUCGCUAUUAUCGCACAGGUGAUUUGGUGCAGAGAAAUAAAGACGGAAGCAUCACAUUCGUUGGACGACGGGAUACUCAGGUCAAGCUGAGAGGCCAGCGCGUCGAGUUUGAGGAUAUUGAACAACAUCUCAAGGAUCACGAUGCAGUGGUUGAGGCUGCCAUUGUGCUAGCUGCUGAUGGACCAUGCCAAGGUCAACUUGUCGCAGUUGUUGCACUUGAAGCCUUUAUCUCGCAAGAAAUGCAUCCGAAGACACUGUCGCCUGUCGACCAACAGCAGAUCGCAAGAGCCAAACUCCAAACGGCCAUCUUAGGCGAUUGGCUCUCCGACAGAGUUCCCGAAUACAUGGUGCCGACAAUGUGGAUCCCGGUCACGAGCAGAUUGUUACAAACCGACUCUGGAAAGUUGGACCGUGUCAGGCUGGGACGCUGUGUCGAUUCGGUAGAUGUGAGUUGGGUCGAGGCCUUUGCAUCGGCCGGAGAGGAACUUACCCAAGAGCGCGAAGCAACAACGCUUCAGCUGCAGAUUAGAGACAUUUGGGCUGAGAUUCUACUUUUAUCUAUCCCUCAAGUUCCAAUCAACCGUCGGUCAUUUUUGAGCCUAGGUGGCGACUCCAUAUUGGCAAUGAAGGCAGUGUCUCGAGCGCGGACACAAGGCAUCACGUUGACCGUCCCCGACAUUCUGCAAAGUAAGUCGAUAGCUAAGCUGACUGAAAAGCUUGGAGUCCCCGAAGAGAAUUUUCUGAGCUACACAUCUGCAUCCAAGCCUUUUCCACUGUCACCAACUCAGAAAUGGUAUUUUGAUCGUGUCCAUCCUCUUGGCUCCGGCAUUCGGCAUGGCUAUUGUCGGAGCGUGUGUCUGCAAGCCAAUCAGAAACUAGCCGAGAAGCAUGUUUCUACUUCCUUCAGCACUCUUGUUUCUAUGCACCCAAUGUUGCGCGCUCGUUUUCUGGCCGACGCAGCCAAUGGAUGGCAGCAACAAGUCGUUGGACACAGUGACGACGCAUACGGCUUUGCAGUGAGCCAUCUAAACGGCUUUGAAGAGAUCCAUGACAUCGCGGAAUCCACAGAACAGGGCCUUAAUAUCGAGAAUGGGCCUGUUUUUUCCGUUCAGUUCAUGCAUCUUCAUGCAGGCAAGGAAGAGGGCAAACAGCUGUUGUUCAUUACAGGACACCAUCUGGUCAUGGACGAGAUCUCUCUCUGCAUCAUCAUUGAAGACCUAGAGAGACUUCUGUACCAAGACUCCACCGUGGCCUUGGUAGUUGAGCGUCCUUCCUUCCAGGCAUGGGUAGAGGGUAUCGCGAAAACAACGAAGGAAGAAGGGCCGGAGCCUACCUCGGCGUCUCUGACCCCUGGUCUCAAGCCUUUGAUGUCCAAGCUCGAUCUAGAGUUCGGAAGCCUGACAAGUAACGAGCCUGUGUACGAUGAAACCAAUACGAAAGUCUUGCAGUUCGACGAAUUUGACACCAUGGUGCUUCUUGGAAACGCCAAUCAGGCUUUGCGGACUGAACCAGUGGAACUGAUACUUGCUGCCCUGGUAAUGUCGUUUACCACCACGUUUCCAAGUCAGUGCAUUCCCGUACUGUUGGAAGGUUCCCGAGGGAGAAGCUUGAACCACGGUAGCAUAGACAAUUCGAAGACAGUUGGUUGCUUCACUACGACAAUGCCGCUUCGGUUCCCCGUUGCCAACAUGGAUGAUGCUGUAAAGAGUACUAAACAGAUCAAGAAUGCCCGAAGAAACACGAAAUUUCGCCGCUUGCACGACUCGCAAAACAGAAAUGCCAGGAAUUAUGAGACAAUUUCGAGCCUGAAUCGUGAAACGAUGGAAAUUUUCUUCAACUUUGAUGAUUCAAGCCAGCAGAUCCAAGAACAAAGCACACUCUUCAAACAACAGCUUCUGCCCAGACGCCAAAAGUUAUCCACAGGUGUUCAAAAGACACGACACUCCGAGAUUGAUGUUGACGCCACAAUUUUACAAAGUAGGCUUCAUGUCGCCUUUCAUUUCAACCACCGCAUGAACCACGGGAGUGACGUGGAGCGCUGGUCUUGCGAAUUUCCCAAGACCCUGCGUGCUUUAGUAGCGACCCUCCUAAAGACGCCCUCUAUGCUCACGUUGAGCGACUUUCCACUUGUCGAGUUAACUGACCAGAAGUUGAAAAUUCUCGAGGGACAAACUCUUCCCCGCGUCGGAGUGCAGCCUGAGAACGUCGAGGACAUGUAUCCCUGCACCCCCAUGCAGAACGGUAUAUUGAUGAGCCAGGCGCGGUCACCCGGGAUGUAUCAGACCCAAGUGGUGUGGCAAUUGCAAUCCCCAGACAGUCGCAUAAAUUUGGACGUGGAGCGUAUCAUGCAUGCUUACCAGACAUUGACGGAUCGCCAUCCAAUGCUGAGGACUAUCUUUGUGCCACGGACCUCCAAUGCCGGAGAUGGUGCUUUUGACCAGAUCGUUAUCCGACGAUAUAGGAUCAACGUUGUACAUCAGGUUUGCGAACAGGAUAGCGUCGAAGCCCUCUUGGCCACUAUGACCAAUCCUUCAGCCGUUGACUACGGGGACGGCCCCAACCACAAAUUCAUGGUGUAUUCGACUCCAUCUAAUCUCACUUAUGGCCACCUCGUUAUCAACCACGCCCUCUCUGAUGGAUUCUCACUCUCUUUGCUGGAAAAGGAGCUCACGGAGGCAUACGAAGGGACACUCACGCCCGACAGCAAAGCGCCUCCCUACAGCGCAUAUCUGUCGUUCCUCAAGCAAAGAAGCACAAAAGAAGCUUUACAAUACUGGAUCAACAAUCUGGAGAGUGCUGAGGCCUGCUUUCUACCUGCUAUGGUGGAGCGAAAGAUACAAAACGAAAGCGAAACGGACAUUGUCAGCCUCCCGGCACCUUCUCGCAGACAAUCGACAACAGCAAGCCUCGAGGGCGUGGAGUCACUCCGGAAAUUCAGCGAGAAGCACUCAGUAACCAUGGCAAAUGUCUUCCAGCUCGCCUGGGCCCUGGUAUUGUCCAAGUUUGUCAGAUCUGACGAUGUUUUGUUUGGCUACGUGUCGAGUGGCAGGGACGUGCCCGUGCAUGAAGCACAUCAAAUCUUUGGUCCCUUUGUCAACAUACUAGUGAGCCGGAUCAAACUGGACUGGGAUUCUAGCAUUGCAGAAAGUUUGCAGAGCGUUCAGAAACGGUUCUUUGAGAAUCUUGGCCAACAGCGCACUCCGUUGGUGGAUAUCUGGCACGCCCUCAAGACCGGCGGCCGCGGGUUGUUCAACACCUAUCUCUCCUACAGGCAACUCAGUUCUGCCGACGGCCAACGAAGUGGUCUCUUUCAACAUACUAUUGCAAUUUUAGGUGAUAGUGAGUACGAUGCAGGUGUCGACAUUGUGGCAUCGAGCAACAAGGUUUCAGUGACGCUGGACUAUCUACCGUCCUUUAUGGGCCACGACGCAGCGACCCGCAUUGUUGAUUGCCUACUGCAGACUGUUCAGUCUUUGACACAGAGCGAGGCCUUUUUGCUUCGCAACGUGACCACAACGACGGGUCAGGAUAUCCGUCAGAUCUGCCAAUGGAACAGUGAGGUUCCCUUGGUCACUGUACAGCAUUGUGUUCACGACACUGUUUACUCAAAGUGCUGUCUUGAUCCAUCGGCAAAAGCUAUCUGCGCAUGGGAUGGGGAUUUGACAUACUUUGAGCUGGAUCAGCUUGGAGAGCAGCUUGCUUUCUACCUGACCUCCAAUCUGAGUGUGACCCCGGAGACAAUGAUCGGCGUCUGUUUCGAUAAGUCGCGAUGGGCUAUCGUUGCGCAACUUGCCAUCUUGAAGUCAGGUGGCGCAAUUGUACCAAUCAACCCAAUGGAGCCAAUGCAGCGUUUAGAAACAAUCCUGCGUGAGAGUGGAAUCUGUACACUGCUCACAACAAGCUGUUACGGUGAUAGAUUUCUGGAAAUUAUCCCGAACGUCGUUGCUGUUGACUCGAAUUCGCCAUUCUUCCACGGCGCAAUGCCGACUGAGCGGGUGCACUCUACGGCCAAUCCAGACAACGCCGCUGUCGUCAUCCAUACCUCUGGUAGUACAGGCAAUCCCAAGGGUGUCGUGUUGACUCAUCGCUCGAUCGCUUCAAGUCUUGAGGCACAAGGGAAGAUAUUUGGUUUGAGUUCCCGAACCAGGACUCUUCAGUUUGUGUCUUACACCUUUGAUCUCAGCAUUGGCGACAUUUGGGGUACCCUGAGCCAUGGCGGAUGCGUGUGCGUCAUGUCAGAAGAUGACCGAAUGAACAACAUCCAAGGCGCCAUUCAGAUAUACGGUGCAACCCUCGUCAUCAUGACGCCCACGGUAGCAACCUUGCUCGACGUUUCCAAGCUGCCGUCUCUGGAGACACUGGUACUGGGUGGUGAAGCAUUGAAGCCAGCGUUUGUCGAGAAGCACCUCGAAGCGCGACAAAUCAAGAUAUUCAACGGCUAUGGUCCAUCGGAGUGUUCAAUGAUCACAACUUGCAAUGGCCCAAUUCAGCAUAAAAAUGAAGCCCCAAAAAUUGGGCGCCCACUGCUUGGAAGCGUCUGGCUCGUCGAUGACACGGACAAGAUCUGCCCCAUUGGUGCCGUCGGGGAAAUUUGGGUCGAAGGACCGCUGGUAGCCCGAGGCUAUCUCAAUAAGAAAGACUUGACAGACAAGGGGUUUCCUGUUGAUCCUCCCUGGGCUGCAAGCGCUGGCCUGCAGGGCAAACGAUUUUAUCGAACCGGAGACAUGGCGCGGCAGAAUGCCAAAGGCGAUCUCUUUUAUGUUGACCGAAAGGAUUGGCAAAUCAAGAUCCGCGGCAACCGAGUCGAGCUGAGCGAGAUUGAGCACGCCAUUAAAGAAAUUUUGAGCGGGUUACAGAAUGUUGCGGCAUGCUUGGUCUCAUCCAACCAACGCGGGCCACUUAUCGCUGCGGUCCUCGAACAAAACUGCGAUACACUCGGUCUGCAAGCCGACGUGGCUGGCUUCCACUUUGAGAGGCUUUCACCAGGGUUUCAAAAGGAGCUGGUUCUCCUGAAAAAGGCCCUUGCAGGUGUCCUGCCGUCGCACAUGAUACCGAAUCUCUAUGUUCCGACUACGCGGCUCCCAUUGACAGCCUCAGGCAAAGUCAAUCGACAAGCACUUCGCCAGUCCCUCGAAAGCUUUUCAGAACAGGAAGCUCUACACUACACUCUUGCGGAUGCUGCCAAGACUCUUCCGAGCUCGGAGACGGAAAAGACUGUUCGCGCACUUUGGGCGGCAGUUCUCCAGCAUGAACUAGAUCAAGUUGGCGUAGAAGACAAUUUCUUCCACCUGGGGGGCGACUCGUAUCUAGCAAUGCGUCUUGUUGCCUCGUCCCAGGCUGAUGAUUCGAGAGUUCAUUUUACCGUAUCUGAUGUGCUCCAGCAUCCGACCAUCAGGGAGUUGGCGCACGCUAUCGAUCAACGCUCGACACAUAGUCGAGCAUCAGACAGAGAAACGGCGCGCUUCUCCUUGUGGAAGGAAUAUCAAGAACUCAAUAAAAGCCAGGAAUCGGGCCAUGCAAAAGCUUUACUUGAUCAGAUAGCCGCUCAAUGCGAUGUGCCCAUUGACGAUGUCGAGGACAUUUACCCAUGCACACCACUGCAGGAGGGGCUCAUGGUGGUUACAGCCCAGCAGCCGCGCGCCUACAUUGCACGCUGGGCCUUCCAGAUGCCAGAUAAUAUCAAUCUCGAACGCUUCCAAGGUGCAUGGCAGACCCUCAGCCGAGCAGUGCCGAUUCUUCGGACGCGCAUCGUGCCAGGACGACUGUCAGGAGCAUUGCAAGUCGUCGUUCGAGGCGACUGCAAGUGGCACACGAGCCAUGACCUCGACCAAUAUCUGAGUGACGAUGUCGCACAAUCUAUGGCCUAUGGAACGUCUCUGAUUCGUUUGGCCUACAUCAAUCACAGCAACGGAUGCCGCGACUUUGUCUGGACUGCGCACCACAGCAUCUAUGAUGGAUGGAGCUUACCCAUGCUUCUUGAGGCUCUCUCGCGCAUAUACUUAUUUAACGAGGUUCCCGAGUCGUUUCCGCCCUAUUCCAACUUUAUCCAAUACAUACAAGCACAAGACUUAGCAGAAGCAACCGCGUUCUGGCGAUCGGAGCUGCAAGGAAACCUGGGCGAGCCUUUCCCAGCACUGCCCAAGCCAUCGUACCAGCCCGAACCAGCGAGAAUCAUUCGAUGUACUAUCAACGUGGAGUCUGUGAAUCGCUUGGUUACUUUGGCCUCGCUACUCCGCGCAGCAUGGGCGGCGACCGUUUCGUCACAUACUGGUGGGACGGCGCUGUUUGCGAUGCCGCUGUCGGGACGAAACGCACCGGUCAAGGGAAUACUGGACAUGAUGGCACCCACAGUCACCACAGUGCCCGUUCGGAUCCAGGUGGAUGAGAAGCAAGCAGUCCACGACUACCUGGCCGCAGUGCAACAGCAGGCUUCCAACAUGGUGCCUUUUGAACACUCUGGCCUUCAUCACGUUCGUUCCAUGGUGGGCCGAGACAUCAAUCCACAGCAUCUUUUCGCCAUCCAGUCUGCUCCGCCGGGUAAGGCGACAUUCGAAGAGCUGCUUGGUAUGAAAGAAUUGACUUUGCCUAUGGACGGGUUUGACAAUUACGCUCUCAUCGUUGAGUGCUUCAUUAAUUCACGAGAAGGGGCAUCGAUCGAGAUUCUGGCUCGGUUUGACGAUAACGUGCUUUCUCACACUCAAGUUCAACAUCUGCUCAGCCGCUUCAAGCAUAUAUUUGGGCAGUUGAGCCAAGUCUCUGCUGGAAAUAAUGACAAUACCUCCAGCAUGCUCAUGGGUGGUCUCGAAUACAUCAGCCCAGAGGAAGUGGCGCAGUUGGCCAUUUUGAAUCGCGAGGUUGCAGCGGAUGCACCGUGCCUUGUGCAUGACCUCGUACUCCGCUACUCUGCUACCACACCCGACCGCCCAGCCGUGUGUGCGUGGGAUGGCGAGAUGUCCUUUCAGCAGUUGGACCAACUGUCGGAGGCGCUGGCAAACCGUCUGGUCGAGCUGGGUGUGACAAUUGAAUCGCCAGUAAUGAUUUGCUGCGACAAGUCGAAAUGGGCUGUUGUUGGAAUUCUGGCCAUACUCAGAGCAGGCGGUACCGUGGUACCAGUUAGGGCCGCUCCCGUGGCACGUCUACAAGCCAUCAUGGAGGCUACCGGGUCGAGAGUGGUAGUCACCAUGUCUGAGUUCAUCUCUCAGCUUCAAGGGAUUGCUGAUCAUGUCGUGAGCAUGGACUCAGUGCCAGUCACGAAGCCUGAAAUACCCCAAGGGCCUGUCAAACAACAUCCAAGCACAAAAAGCGUGUCCUUCAUCAUGUUCACAUCGGGCUCCACCGGAUCUCCCAAGGGCAUUGUUCUUGAGCACGGCUCAAUGUCAAUCGCCAUUCAAUCUCACGUGAAGAGGUUCGGGGUUAACAGACAUACACGCGGGUUUCAAUUUGCUUCUUUUACCUUUGACAUGUCCCUCCAUGACAUCCUGACUCCUCUUGCCGGUGGUGGAUGUGUCUGUCUACCGUCUGAGGUGGAAAGAGUCAACAAUCUCGCCCAUGCCAUGCGAAGAUUUCGGGUCAACUACUCCAUGCUAACUCCAAGAGUCUUGCACACAAUCAAGCCGUCAGAAUGCCCGGAAAUACGCACCCUGCUGGUCGGCGGCGAGCGAUGUGACACCGAACAGCUCAAGUUGUGGCUGCCCCAAGCCAAAGUGUGGCAUGUCUACGGUCCUGUCGAGUGCUCCAUCAUAUCUACAGCUGCUGAAUUUACUGGAAGCGACACUUUAAGCCUUGGCCUCGCUCUCGUCGGUGCCGUUUGGGUCACAAACAAGGACAAUUGCAACCAACUGUGUCCUAUCGGUGCUGUUGGAGAAUUAUUGGUCGAAGGACCCCUCGUUGCUAGAGGCUACCUGAGAGAUGAAGCCAAAACGUCGGCAGUUUUUAUUGACUACCCACCUUGGCGGAAGCAGCAUGGACUAGCUCCCAACAGUCAGAGCCAACGCAUGUACCGAACCGGUGAUCUUGUAGUCCAACACGAAGACGGGUCCCUCAUCUUUGUUGGUAGAGCAGAUCAACAGUUGAAGAUACGAGGACAGAGAGUCGAGGUCGGAGAUAUUGAGCACCAUAUUGGACUACAACCAGAAGUUGAAGAUGGUGUCGUUCUCUACCCCCAAAAUGGACCCUGUCGCUCACAACUCAUCGGCCUCGUCACUCUUCACGAGCACAUGUCCGCUACAGACCUCUCAGAAGUUCAACCCUCCUCCGCCGAUGAUCUAGCAAAAGCCAUUACGCAGACCGAGAUUAUCCGCUCGCGGUUGUCUGACGUCUUGCCAGACUACAUGGUUCCCAAUGUCUGGAUCUCAAUGGCAUGCCUACCACAGAGUGCCCAUCACAAAGUCGACCGUCGAAAGCUGAUGGACUGGGUCCAGUCUCUGGAUGCAGAGUACUUCAGACGCAUUACUGGAGCAAAGCAGGAGGCACCUGAGAAACCAACGACCCGAACCGAGGAGCUGAUGCAAAGCGUCCUGGCCGACGUCCUGGGCCUCUCGCCGGAAGACGUCUCAAUGGGUCGUUCGUUUCUGAGUAUGGGAGGUGACUCGAUUACAUCCAUGCAAGUGGUAUCUCAAUGCCGGUCACGGUACGGACUAUCACUCCAUGUCCGUGAUAUCUUGCAAAGCAAGUCUAUCACCCAGCUCGCCCAGAGAGCCACGACAGAUGCCGCCAUUGCGCCACUGCUACCCGCAUCCGACGGCGAGUUCCGGCUUUCGCCCAUUCAAAGACUUUUCUUCCGAUCCUUUGCCGCGCGCGGUCUACAAUCCGAGGACGAGUUCCGGUUCAAUCAAAGCGUAUGCCUCACUGUCAACAAACACAUUGAUACAGAGCAGAUUAAGCACGCAGCGCGAGGUGUAGUCUCGGCCCACCCAAUGCUACGUGCCCGUUUCACAGUAUCUGGGAAGCGAUGGAGACAGAGAAUCGAGGACGACGUGGAUGCAUCAUGCCAUGUCGUCUUUCAUCAAGUCGAAAACCAGGCCGAGCUGGAAGAUGUUAUUUGGGCUGGACAGCGCAGCCUGAGUGUUGAGCAAGGCCGAGUUUUCUCGGUACACUGUAUAGAGACUACUACGACUGGCAGUCAACUGUUGUUCCUGGUGGCGCAUCACCUGGUGGUCGACAUUGUCUCUUGGCAAAUCAUUCUUCGCGAUCUGGAUAAUUUGAUCCAACACCCCAAACUCACUGCUCCUGUUGAGUCCACCACUUUUCAGCACUGGUUGCAACUCCAAGCUAGUCGGGCUCAGAACGUGGGCUCACCUCACCAACUCGUACACGCCCAAAUGCCAAUCGCGGAUUGGAGCUAUUGGGGUGUGACUCCGGAAAACAACACGUACGGUCAUCGCAUCAAUGAGCAGUUCAUUCUCGAGGAUUGCGCAUCCGUCUUGUUCGGCGACAAGCAACCAUUGAGAAGUGAGCCUGUGGAAGUUCUCUUGGCGGCCUUGUUCCAUUCCUUCCAUCAAAUCUUUCCGGAUCGUGCUGUCCCUACCGUCUUCAACGAAGGUCAUGGGCGCGAGCCCUGGAGUGACGCGAUAGACCUUUCCAACACUGUUGGUUGGUUCACUACAAUGACUCCCAUCCACGUACCGGUCGGCACAAGCGAUGUUGUUGAUGUACUGAAGAGAACCAAGGACUUGCGAAGGAGCAUCCCUGAGCGCGGUUUCGCCUACUUCACGUCGAGAUUUUUGACGCGCGACGGCCAGCAUGCAUUCGCCUCACAUGACCAACCCGAAGUCAUGUUCAAUUUUGGAGGGCGUUAUCGUGACGACAAGCACUCACGGAGUCUAUUCCGUAUGAGUAAUGAGUUCAACAGUUCCCACAUUUCAGGAAUCGGUAACAAUGUUAAACGAAUCGCAGUGUUUGAGGUGGAAGCGUCGAUCCAACAGGAGAACUUGGCUGUUACAUUGGGCUUCAGCAAGAAUAUGCAGAACCCCGAGCGCAUCACCCGCUGGAUACAGGCUUAUCAGGACAGUCUCAAGACCCUUCUUUGCCAGUUGUCUACUUUGCCAACCUUUCUUAGCUUGGCUGAUGUUCCGUUACUCAACAUCACGUAUGACGACUUGGACCGACUUCAAAGUGAGCGUCUUCCGCUUGUUGGCAUCAACGAUAUAGAUUGCAUCGAGGAUAUUUAUCCUUGCUCGCCAGCUCAAGAGAGUAUCCUGAGGAGCCAAGCCAGGGACUCGUCCACGUUCCACGUGCGGUCGGCAUGCGAAUUCCGGGCGCGCGAGGCCGUCGUGAACCCCGAGGCCUUGAUACGCGCCUGGCAAACGGUGGUCGCUCGACAUGCUAUUUUGAGAACUGUAUGUGUGCCGCCAACUUGUGACGGAGAAUCCUUCUACCAAGCCGUUUUGAAGCAAUACGAGCCGCAGGUCUCGACGGUUCGCUGCGAGACAGCCGAGGACGUAGACGAAGCUUUCAAAGACGAGGGCGGACUCAGAUACCCGAAGUGGAAGCCAGAGCACCAGUUGACUCUAUGUCUAACUUCAACUGGUCAAGUAUUUUUCCGACUACUCAUCAACCAUACGCUUGUGGACGUAUCAUCGCUUCAGCUGAUUAUGAAUGAGGUUACACUGGCUUACGAAGACGGCAUUUUGGACACGGCUGCUCCAUCCUUCAGCAAAUACAUUGCGUUCUUACAAGAGUCAUCAGUGUCCGAGUCUAUGAAAUACUGGACUUCGCGACUUGCUGGAGCACAGCCUCACUGUUUGCCAGUAUCGGCCACAGUCGGCGACGGCCAAUCACGCGACAAUGCGCACCUCGAAAUGAGCAAUUUGGAACCUCUUUGGCGUUUCCGGGAUAGAUAUGGCAUCACAAUUGCAAACAUUCUGCAGCUAGCGUGGGCCUUUGUCCUUGCCAAGCACUCGGGGUCGAGAGAUGUCGUUUUCGGCUACGUGGCCAACGGGCGCGAUGCCCCCGUGGACGGCGUCUCGCACAUGGCCGGUCCUCUCAUCAACGUGAUGGUCUCGCGCAUCUGGCUCGGCGACAAGCAGCGCAGCGUUGCCAAGACAGCUGAGCAGGUGCAGAAUGACUUUAUGGAAGCGUUCAGGUACCAGCGAGUAUCGCUGGCCGACAUUGAGCAGGUGACGGGGCUGUCGGAGCGGCAGAUGCUGCACACGGUGGUGUCGAUUGUGCGCGACCCGGGGAGCCGUCGGAGCAGCGAUGCGGGUGUCUCUGUGCACGGUCAGUCGGCGACGAGCUUGGCCGAGUACGAUGUGAGCCUGAAUGCGGCCUGCGGAGAAGAUGCAAUCAAGCUGUCCCUCGAGUAUUCGUCCCGGUAUCCGGGCAGCGUUUCGGCAAAGGGUUUACUGGACAAUCUCCAGAAAGCAGUGUUGGAUUUGGCGGAAAAUGGCGAGGCUUCGAUUGAAGAGAUGGGGUUAAGGUGUUAG